AUGGCCACUGGGACUUCAAGGUUUGAAACGCCCGACGCGAACAUCUGCCAAGCCGGGCUAACCGUUUCUGUACAGACUCGAUCGACUGGUCACGUGAGUGCCACCAACUUUUCUGCUCGCUUGCAUUGGCAGCAACGCCUCCAUGCUCUUCAGACUAACUUGGGUCACAGCUUGCUGGACAAGGGUAGCACUCAGCUCAUCCGAAAUACUGCUGCACAGCAGCUCGCAGACGUUCAGAAACAGAACCCCGACAAUCUCUUCGCACUACUCGGCAGGGUCCUUCCAUACCUGCAGUCGAAAUCAUGGGAUACCCGUACUGCAGCAGCAAAGGCGAUAGGCGCUAUUGUCGAGAACGCCGAGAAGUUUGAUCCUAACGCGGACGAUGUGGACACAAAGUUUGAGCAGCCCGCCAAGGUCGAGGACGGACCUCUGGAGACGGACGAUCUCCUUCAGUUGAGCACCCUCGACAUCAAAUUGAUCCUCACUCAUGGUAAAAAGCUGCUGGGUAGUGCCGGCAAGGAGUAUGAAUACUCCAUGGCCGGGAUGACACCGGCUCAACGCCUUGCCCACCAGAAGCAAAGUCUCGCCGCACGACUCGGCCUUGGCGGUGAGUACAUUGAGGAUGAUCUAGUCAACGAGCACGACUUUGCCGCCAAUUCGCAACAUAAGCUCGCUGCAACACCGGGGCUACCGCGCGUGGAUACUAAGACGUCAAUCAAGAGAAAUGAUAGCCUGGCUUCUCCAUCUCCAUACAGUGCAGUCUCCCCUUCAGAAAGCAACGGCCAGACUCUGGUUGACGAAGCCGGCCUGAGCAAACGCCAACUGAAUCAACUCAAGCGUAAAAACAAGUCAGCCGCUAAAACCGGUGCAAGCAAGAUGCGAGUGGUCGAUCUGUCAGGACGUCGUCCGUCUGAACCUGGCCAGACUUCGGUCCCAGCGACUCCUCAUCCCGUCAAGCUCAAUGGUCACGAGGACUCGAACGGGGAUGCGAAAUCCGAUUACUUCUCCAUCAAACGGGAGGACUCUGACGACAACACCGCGCUUGUUACCGAGUUUAAAGGUGAGGCAGUUCCGGAGAAACCGCUCAUCCAGCCCGACGAUGAGCAUGCCCAUGACUGGCCUUUUGACGUCAUGUGUGAUUUCCUGUCAAACGACCUGUUCGACCCAACCUGGGAAGUUCGGCAUGGGGCUGCUAUGGGUCUACGAGAAGUCCUGCGUGUGCACGGACGUGGUGCCGGUCGACGCUAUGGCAGAUCUAGGGCGGAGAACGAUCUUGCAAACCGGCGAUGGCUGGACGAUAUGGCUUGCAGACUGCUCUCCGUCUUGAUGCUCGACCGUUUCGGAGACUACGUUGCCGAUACCGUGGUGGCUCCAAUCCGCGAAUCAAUCGGCCAAAGCCUUGGGGCUUUGCUGAGCCAAUUGCCUGACGACAUAGCCAUCUCUGUCUACAACUAUCUUCAAGAGAUGGUUAACCAGCGGAAUACAGGUCUGAAGCAACCAAUCUGGGAAGUAUGUCAUGGAGGGAUGAUUGGCCUACGAUACUUCGUCGCUGUUCGAAAGGAUCUCCUCUUGAGCCACAACAGCUUACUUGAUGGUGUCGUUGAAGCCGUCAUACAGGGACUUGCCCAUCCUGACGACGAUGUCAAAUCAGUCAGUGCAGCGACGCUGGUGCCAAUUGCCCAAGAACUCACCACUAUGCGCCCCAAUGCUUUGGGCCAGCUCAUCAGCGUGGUGUGGGAUUGUCUGCUGGAUAUGCAGGACGAUCUAAGUGCCAGUACUGGUGCGGUCAUGGACCUACUUGCAACUCUUUGCUCCCAUAAAGAGAUCAUUGAAGCAAUGCGGAUUAAUGCCGCGGAAGAUCCCGAGCAGACUUUUGAGCGGCUUGUUCCGCGCCUUUACCCAUUCUUGAGGCACACGAUUACCAGUGUCCGAAUGGCGGUCCUCAAGGCGUUGGUGACAUUCCUAAAUCUCUCAGAUGUAAGCAAUUCCACGUGGUUGGGUGGACUCGUGGUACGCUUAAUAUUCCAAAACAUGCUAGUCGAGCGGAACGAAGGUGUUCUGUGGAAGUCCUUCGAGGUCUGGCAAGCUCUGCUUUCAUCUAUGGAACGUCAAGGAUUCUCAACAUUCGGUCCCAGCUUGGAGCCCCACAUCUCUCCGAUGAUUCUCUCGGCUAUCCAACCUAUCGGCCAGAUCCGAAGCCCUAUACCUAUGGACACGUCGCUUCUGAUCAGGCCGAAUGGCGCUCCCAUGGCUCCUAUCACCACCAAGCAUAGGCAAAGUCCCGACUCGGAGUCCCAAGCCAAGAAACGGCGGAAAGUCGAAAAGCCAGAGCCCAAGGAGCGUCUAUCUCACAAUACGGACGGCCAUAUCCUACACGGCGAAGUAGACCUGGUUGGGUUAGAGGUCAUGCUACGGACAAGGAUUGUCUGUGCACGGGCCCUGGGUUUGCUACUGAGCAAACAAGGGGCGUUUGCCAUUAACACUUAUUGGAGCCAUUUGAUUCCGGUAAUCAGCUCUACGCAUUCGAGUUCGAGGUUAUUUGCUGGCAUGAUUCUCGAAGAACUCGCAUAUCACCAACCCACGAAACCCACAAACACACCGGAAUUUGUCUCCCGACUGCAACAAGCUGUCGACGACGAUGGCAACAGCUGGUAUGCAGACAUUGUGUCCUCACUGCAGGCUGCUCGAGGUCAAUGCCAAGCCUUGGUCAGCGCGUUUCAGAAUCAAGCACAUGUCGCCCGGGAUAGACUACCAGUGAUAGCUGUUGUCUGCCAAGGCGAUAGCGGAGCCGGUCCUAAAGCCUUCUCAUUAGCAGAUGCAGAGAGAAUUGUGACAGCAGAUUUCGACCGGCUCCUGAAGAGUUUGACACCAGCCCAACGUGUAUCCGGGACUCAGUACCUGAAUGAUGCUCGCGCAAAUGCAAAGAGCGCUGUGGACGAGGCUAAGAAGGUGAAAGAAGCUCGCGACAUCGCCGUCAAGGCUACAGUUGCGUCGGUCCUUGUCCGACUGGGUGAGGUACCAAAGAAACCCGGACAGGUGAUCAAAUGCAUCAUGGACAGCAUUAAAUCAGAGGCCUUCGAGGAGCUUCAGGCUCGAUCAGCAUCGGCUGUGGCAGGCCUAAUUGACUUCUACACGAAAAGCCCGAAGCGCGGCCCUGUCGACAAAUUAGUGUCGAAUUUGGUCAAAUUCACCUGCAUCGAUACCUCGGAGACCCCGGAGUUCGCCCCCCAUGCCACUUUCGAAGAUAUUGUAUUGUCGUUGAGGAAAGAAGAAGAUAGGAAGGAUCACCCGGAUGCAGCUCGCUUUGAGCAGGAGGCGAAAGAAGCCCGAAUCAUGCGGCGAGGGGCUAAACGGGCUCUCGACGAGAUGGCGCAAGCAUAUGGUGCUGAGCUUUUCAAUAAGCUGCCCGUCCUGCGUUCUCUCAUCGAAAAUCCCAUCCGUGAAACGAUCGAGCCAUCAGACCCAGCUUCUUUGCAAGUCGAUGAGGAACAAGGUCAGUCAUUGGUUGACGCGCUCUCGGCUUUACGUACGCUUGCGCCCGCUCUUCACCCUUCGCUUCACGCCUGGGUGCUGUCGCUGAGUUCCCUCACGGGUAAAGCAAUGAGGAGCAGGCUGUCGGUGAUUAGGUACAGUGCCGCCAAAUGCUUUGCCACGAUAUGCAGCGUCAUACCCACUGAAGGCAUGACGAAAAUGGUGCAGGACGUCCUGCCUAACAUCAGCAAUCCACUUGAUUUGAGAGAUCGACAAGGUAUCACGGAAUGCGUGUAUCAUCUCAUUCAGGCCAUGGGCGACAGGAUCUUGCCGUACGUCAUCUUCUUGAUCGUACCUGUUCUUGGCCGAAUGAGCGACGCCAAUAACGAUAUUCGCCUACUUGCCACAACGUCAUUUGCUACACUGGUCAAGCUGGUGCCUCUGGAAGCGGGGAUACCUGACCCGCCAGGGAUGCCGGACGCGCUGCUUCAAGGACGUGAAAGAGAGCGCAAAUUUAUGGCGCAAAUGCUCGAUCCGAAGAAGGUCGAGCCUUUCCAGAUUCCCGUGGCCAUCAAAGCAGAACUACGGUCGUAUCAGCAAGAAGGGGUGAACUGGCUGGCCUUCCUCAACAGAUACAACCUCCACGGCGUCCUUUGCGACGACAUGGGACUGGGAAAGACCCUUCAGACGCUCUGCAUCGUUGCCAGCGAUCACCACAUGCGCGCCGAAGAGUAUGCCAAGACACAAGCUCCAGAGAUGAAGCGUUUGCCAUCUCUCAUUGUCUGCCCUCCAACACUUUCUGGUCACUGGCAGCAGGAGAUUAAGCAGUAUGCACCCUUUUUGAGCUGUGUGGCUUAUGUUGGACCGCCUGCGGAGCGAACCAGCCGCCGCUGUCAACUGGACCAGGCAGAUGUUGUGAUCACAUCCUACGACGUGUGCCGAAACGACAAUGACGUCCUCAGCGCCAUAACCUGGAACUACUGCGUUCUCGACGAAGGUCAUCUAAUCAAGAAUCCAAAAGCCAAAAUCACCCAAGCGGUCAAGAAAAUCGUCAGCAACCACCGACUUAUUCUUUCCGGUACGCCAAUCCAAAACAACGUCCUCGAGCUCUGGUCCUUAUUCGACUUCCUUAUGCCGGGCUUUCUCGGUACGGAGAAGGUUUUCCAGGACCGAUUCGCGAAGCCGAUUGCCGCAAGCAGGAACGCAAAGUCUUCUUCCAAGGAACAAGAGGCAGGGGCUCUGGCUGUCGAGGCACUUCACAAGCAAGUGCUGCCUUUCUUGCUUCGACGUUUGAAAGAGGAGGUCUUGAAUGACCUCCCGCCCAAGAUCCUUCAGAACUAUUACUGUGAUCUCAGCGAUCUGCAGAAGCGGCUGUUUGAGGACUUUUUCAAGAAGGAGAAGAAGACGGUGGAGAACAGCGUCGGCUCAGGUGAUAGAGAGGCUAAGCAACACAUCUUCCAGGCUCUUCAAUACAUGCGGAAGCUCUGCAACUCCCCUGCACUUGUCGUCAAAGAAGGGAACAAACAGUACGAUGCCAUCCAGAAGCAGCUUGCAGCGUCGAAGUCUAGUCUGCGGGAUAUCGCACACGCGCCAAAGCUGGGGGCGCUGCGGGAUUUGCUGGUCGACUGUGGCAUCGGCGUUUCGAAUGAGUCGAAUGAUAUGUCGGCGUCGAACUACGUGUCGCAGCACCGCGCGCUGAUCUUCUGUCAGAUGAAAGAGAUGCUCGACAUGGUACAGACGGAGGUCCUCGGCAAACUUCUCCCGUCUGUACAAUUUCUGCGACUUGACGGGAGCGUGGAGGCCACCAAACGCCAGAACAUUGUCAACCAGUUCAACAACGACCCCAGCUAUGACUGUCUACUAUUGACCACCAGUGUUGGAGGUCUCGGCUUGAACCUCACAGGGGCCGACACGGUCAUCUUCGUCGAACACGAUUGGAAUCCGCAGAAAGAUAUUCAGGCAAUGGACCGAGCUCAUCGGAUCGGCCAGAAGAAGGUCGUCAACGUGUACCGUCUCAUCACCCGCGGCACCUUGGAAGAGAAGAUUCUCAGCCUUCAGCGAUUCAAGAUCGACGUGGCAUCCACGGUAGUCAACCAGCAGAACGCGGGCUUGGGCAGUAUGGAGACUGACCAGAUCCUCGAUCUGUUCAAUCUAGGAGAGCCAUCGGAGAGUAGCGGGGAAGGCGGCGUUACGAGGGAUGAAGACAUGGUUGACCUGGAAACGGGUGAGGUCAAGAAGAAAGGAGAAAAGGGAUGGCUUGACGAUGUCGGCGACCUGUGGGAUGAGCGGCAAUACGAAGAGGAGUUCAAUCUAGACUCGUUUGUGCAGAACCUGCAAAAAUAG
Cladophialophora carrionii CBS 160.54 is the source of this 5814-nucleotide messenger RNA. RefSeq lists its product as uncharacterized. NCBI's taxonomy places the organism in Eukaryota, Fungi, Ascomycota, Eurotiomycetes, Chaetothyriales, Herpotrichiellaceae. The coding region runs from base 1 to 5814 and encodes 1937 amino acids. The transcript has a single exon. The record is from RefSeq and is a predicted model, not a curated record. Gene Ontology annotation, molecular function: ATP hydrolysis activity; DNA binding; ATP binding.